This is a messenger RNA of Verticillium nonalfalfae, 399 nucleotides long. RefSeq lists its product as uncharacterized. Bases 1 to 399 code for a protein of 132 amino acids. The transcript has a single exon. Gene Ontology annotation, molecular function: N-acetyltransferase activity. The record is from RefSeq and is a predicted model, not a curated record. Lineage: Eukaryota; Fungi; Ascomycota; Sordariomycetes; Glomerellales; Plectosphaerellaceae.
AUGGCUUCUGCUUUCGGCGGCAGCAUGAAAGCUGAGCUUGGCAGAUUCCCCAAGAACAAUGCUUGGGCGACCCUCCAUCAUAUCACCGACCUCGAGGCGCACUGCAGAGACCAGAUAGGCACAGCUCGUGAGUACACGUACGAGCUUUCAAACCUGGGAACCAUGCGGGUGGCGCCGACGACCGGAGGCGGUAUUAUCCUCGAGCGACUGAUUUUCACGCAAUGUGGCAUGGUAGCCGGUCCGGCGCUUGGCAUCAACUGCGCCAGCGUUCAAGGCGGCCCUCUGAUCAUCAGCAUCACGUGGCAGGACGGUAUCGUAGAGGAAGAUCUUGUCGGACAUGUAGCGCGGGAGUUGGAACAGAGGCUGGUUACUGCCUCUGAUACGUUUGCAACCGUUUAA